Messenger RNA from Salvia miltiorrhiza (redroot sage), 3175 nucleotides. Its product is annotated as putative late blight resistance protein homolog R1C-3. Gene Ontology annotation, molecular function: ADP binding. NCBI's taxonomy places the organism in Eukaryota, Viridiplantae, Streptophyta, Magnoliopsida, Lamiales, Lamiaceae. The coding region runs from base 300 to 2990 and encodes 896 amino acids. Gene Ontology annotation, biological process: defense response to other organism. The record is from RefSeq and is a predicted model, not a curated record. The transcript has 3 exons.
CCAAUCUACAAUAAUAUACACCAACCAAUCACAUGCAAAGAAACAAAAUAAUAUGUGGGCUAAAUUUUGGAAUUUCCCAUUUCAUCACCAUAUACAAAAAAUAUAUUGGAAUUUCCACCAAACUCUGUAAAUGGCAAUGGCUGCAAGAUUGAGUCAAAUGAUAUCUUGCAAUUGAAAAUCAAGACAAGAAGCUAAGAUUCCAUCUAAGAGAGGAGAAGAAAAGUUGUUCUGCUUUCAUCUACUCUUCUUCUUGCUCACUCCAAAUCCCACCUUAAAUUCUUCAUAGCAACCAGAGAGGAAUGACGGCUUAUGGUGCAGUGAAUUCUCUGAGGAAUACAAUUGAUUAUAUUCUCCAUUCUUCUCAUUUUAGCCUCGUUGAUCCCUCUCCAAAUAUCAUACAAGUCGCCUACGAGGAGUUGAAUCCAUUGCAAGAAAUUCUUGAAAGAUUGGACAGCACGAGCAAGAGCAGGAGCAGGAAGAAGGUGAAUGCUUUGGAUGAAAGAAUCAAAGAGUUGAUUUGGGAAUUCGAGGAUAUAUUGGAAUCACUUGUCUACCAACAGAUUCUUUCACAGUUUCCUGCAGACCAAGUAGAUGAAGAUGAUGUUGGCGGUGAGAAAAUCAGAUUCACCAUUGAUCUGCAAUUCCUACAACAUCAUAUUCCUUCCUUCAUCGAGAGGCUCGAGGAAAUGGAGGAGGAAUACAUUUAUGAAGUAGACAAUAUGCCUGAAGAUGAAGAUGACGACGAGGUCGAAUCUAUUUCCACAAGAAGUGGGACCAAGUCCAAGAUGAUUGGAUUAUCGGAUCAAUUCCAACAUCUAAAAUGGAGUCUUACGGCAACUUCCAAGCAAUGUUUCUUCGCCGCACUUGUUGGAACUGCAGGCGUUGGGAAGACAGCUCUGGCUGAGGCAGUUUUUGAAGAUCCUGAAAUCAUUAGCCAUUUUGAGCAUCGCAUAUGGGUUACUGUGGGCAGAAAAUCUCAAUUCGAUGAUGUUUCACGAGACAUUCUAGCUCAAAUGUAUGGAAUCACACAAGGAGAUGAUGAAUUAGGUGCCUACUUGAAAGAAAGAUCGGAGGGAAUGAAAUGUCUCAUUGUGCUCGAUGAUGUGUGGGAGGAACAGAUAUUGGAUUCCUUGAAACGAUGCUUUAGGAACAUUGAUAAUGGAUCAUUUCAUAUCUUGGUUACUACUCGAGAUCGAAACGUAAUUCUUGCAAUGAUUAAUCCUUUUUCUAUAAUGUUAGUGCGGUUUUUGAAGGAGGACGAAGGUAAGGAGCUGCUAUGCGAGAAGGUGUUUGGUGAGAAGAGUUGCCCUUUUCAACUUGAUAAAGCCGCUAACAAAAUUGUCAAGAACUGUGAAGGUCUUCCUCUCAUGAUAGUCACAGUGGCUAGCAUCCUAUCAAAAGCCCAUAACAUAGAUCCAAAAUAUUGGGAGGACGUAGCAGAAUUGCGAAAUUCAGUCUUCACCGAUGCAUAUAAUGAGAUAUCGAAGGUACUUUUUCCAAGCUACGACUACUUAAUUCAAUAUCUCAAAAUGCCUUUUCUGUAUAUGGGAGUCUUUCCUCCGGAUUAUGACAUCCCCUUUUCUAAGUUCAUGAAUAUGUUGGAUACUGAGGGCUGGUUUCAUAGCAUUGAGACAGAACAAUCUUUGGAGGAAUCUAUCUCGGAAUAUUUGGAGGAGCUUUGUAAUCUUAGGAAUCUUGCUUUAUCCAACUCAAGGACUUGGAAUAUUAGUUAUGCCAUUGCGUUUAAAACCUGUCGCCUUCAUUCUUCAUGGCGUCACGUGUGUAGAGGAGAAGCUCGGAAGAACAAGUUUUAUCAUGUUAUCAAAAAGCUUGUUCAAGUCUUAGAAGAUGGUGUAAAAGGUCAGCGUUGCUUGUGUCUUGAAAAUAACCUUUUAUUUAGCAUCAAAGACUUUUGCAACUCGGUGAGAUUGAACUGUGCAUCCUCUGCACGUUCUCUCCUUUUUUUUGGUCCAUACCACCAAUAUCCAAUCCCAAUAGGUGACGAUUUCAAGUUGCUUGGGAAACUAGAUGCUCUUAAUCUACGUUUGUACACUUUCCCAGCAGAAAUUCUGACACUAGUCCUACUAAAGUACCUUGCUCUAACUUGCAACGGAGAACUCCCUACAACCAUAUCCAAACUUUUCAAUCUUCGAGUCUUGAUUAUUCAUCCACAUAACAACAUUAGCAUUUGUGGUUCUCCAUCAUAUGUACCCGUACAAAUAUGGGAUAUGCGAGAGUUAGAGCAUAUUGAGAUAUUGGGGAAGAGUCUUGUAGCUCCAUGUCAUUCUGUUUCUUUGGAAAAACUCUCAACACUUGUAGGUGUAAAUGCCGACAUUUGUAAUAUCUUGGAGCUCUCCAAAAAAGUUCCUUUUGUAAGGAAAUUAGGAGUUCAGAUCGAGCUAACGCCUUAUGAUGAUCAUAACGACCUUUUAAGUUGCUUUGGUUGUGUUUCAACACUUAAAAGUUUGGAGAUACUGAAAUAUAGUAUCAUAAAUCCUGUGGUUAACUACGAUUAUGUGUUUCGUAGUUCAUUGAUGAUGUUGCCACAUGCAUUGCAAAAGUUACAUUUGAGUGGCAUGGGUCUUUCUUGGAAAUACAUGAGUGUGAUUGGCUCUUUGCCAAAUCUUGAAGUGCUCAAAUUGCGAGCCUAUGCCUUUCGGGGUUCAAAGUGGGAAGAGGGAAGUUUUUUAAGACUUUUGUUUCUUCUAAUUGAAGACAGUGAUUUGGUGCAAUGGAAACCAACAUCUGGAAGCUUCCCUUAUCUUGUCCGCCUAAGCAUGAAACAUUGCUACAAACUAGAAGAGAUUCACUGGUCGUCUCGUUCGGGGAGGGGAACGAUUGAAUUAGUGAAUUGCAAUCCAAUAGCUUUGACUUGUGUCAGGCAGUUACAACCGACUCAACCUACUCUUUUUGAUGUUACUGCCUCUUCUUCUUUUGACGAGAAACCCACUACUAUCAAGUUUACGAGGUAUUGGUCUGGGUUUGAAUAAAAGGGUCAGAAAGGUGUCACGCCCUCUAUUUUGCUAUAUUAACUUUGAGGUAUUGCUAUUCUCCAUCCACGUGUUUAUAAUUACUUUUAGCAAUUUUAUUAGGGAAAUGCUCAAUUCACAUAAUAUGUGCCCACAUAAUUGGAUAUUUUUGUCAUUCUAUAAAUUUCCAUAAAUUAUGGAAUUAA